Ipomoea nil (Japanese morning glory) is the source of this 3751-nucleotide messenger RNA. Its product is annotated as auxilin-related protein 2-like. Bases 410 to 3238 code for a protein of 942 amino acids. The transcript has 8 exons. Gene Ontology annotation, cellular component: cytoplasm; vesicle; intracellular membrane-bounded organelle. Gene Ontology annotation, molecular function: clathrin binding. NCBI's taxonomy places the organism in Eukaryota, Viridiplantae, Streptophyta, Magnoliopsida, Solanales, Convolvulaceae. The record is from RefSeq and is a predicted model, not a curated record. Gene Ontology annotation, biological process: clathrin coat disassembly; clathrin-dependent endocytosis.
AAGUAGCCGAGAGUGAGCGAGACAGAAAGAAGAACAGGCUACGGAGGUGGAGCAAGGAAGACGAAGACAGGAAACAGAGAAAAAGAGAAGACAAGAAAUCAACUCAUCUUCCUUCCCCUUCAAACCCUAAUCAACAUUUCUCCAUCUUCCUAUUAUCUGUAUCAAGCUAUAUGCACACAUAUAUCUAUAUACAUACAUAUAUUGCCAUUAAUCCGUUGUGUUCAUAUCAUAUUCAUAUAUGGAAUAAUAAUCUUUGAUCAUUCAGCCACAAUUGCCUGCUCAGUUUGAUUCAAUUGGAAGAUUUUGCCCUUACAAUCCGUUCUAAUUUUUAGAUCCAUAACAGAGAUCUUUUCCCUGCUUCCGAGGGGGAUUCGGGCUAAGAUCUGCAGCAAUUUGAACAGUCUCUGCAAUGGAUGAACUGGACGUGUUGGCGCGAGACUACGGCCUCCGACCUGGUGGCAAAUCGGCACCCAUGAGAUCCGACGGCGGAGAUCGCCGCUCUGCCUCCGCCCGGUCCUCAGCGUUCUUCGACGAUCGCGAGGGUCCAGUGUUCGACGAUGUCUUUGGUGGCCCGCCAAAGUAUACCAAUUCCAAUACCAACAAUAAGGCCUCGACGAUGAUGAAUAAUUUCGAUUACGAUUCCAUUUUCAAAUCUGGCAAUGAUUCAAAGAAAAAUAACAGCAAGAAGUCAUCUUUGCCGGUAUACGAUAAGCCAGUCUAUGAUGAUGAUAUUUUUGAUGGAAUGCCUGGUGGACUCAAGAGCAAAUCAGUGUCUUCGUCAACGCCUAGGUUUGACGAUGAUGUGUUUGCCUCUGUGGCUUCGCAGCCAAAAAAGAAUCAUAAUACUGACCAGUUUGAUGAUCUGCUAGGGAAUUUUGGGAAGAAUGAGAAGGUGACUGAAGCCAAGAGUAGUAAGAGUUCAAAUUCAAGAGGGUUCGAUGAUUUGCUAGCUGGUUUUGGGAGUGGUAAUCCUGCCAGUACUAACAGGCCAUUUACAGAGUCAAAUCAACCAUCCAAACUAUCUGGGAACUCCAAUCGAACUUCAAGCACGAUGGAUGACCCUUUUGGAGUAUUAGAUACAUCUUCAGCCCCUUCCCCAGGGGUAUUCUCUGAUCCAUUGGAAGGCAUCACUAAGCCUGGUAAAUCUGGAAGUGCAAAGGUCGAUUCUUCAUCUGUUUGGGGUAGUGCAUUUGAUGAAUUGGAUCCACUCAAUAGUUUUGGUAGAUCAGUGCCUCCAUUUUCCCCUGAAAGGAAUAAGAAAAGGAAUAAUGAGAGCCCUACUAGGGACAGAUCAGGGAAGGGUGAGAAGCAAACAUCUACUGUCAGAGAAAACACUGAAUCUUCUUUCAGAAAUUCUCAGAGACAUCCCCACAAGACCAUUCAUGGAGACAGCUUUCCGCAGUCUUUGUUUGAUGCACCUGCAACAGAUUCUCAGAAAUCUUUUAGCCAAGAUGCUGCUUCUUCCCCUUAUCCUCAGUAUGCAAGUGUAAAUAGUGAUGAGAACAGUUCCCAGGUAGAUCUGACUCCUAGAUCAGAGGAACAAGUGCAGGCUUCAGAAGAUAUUUGGAUUACAGUAUCAGAGGUUCCCCUUGUCACGCAACCUACAAGUGCUCCACCUCCAUCUCGGCCCCCUCCUCCAAUUCCAAGACAGACCGCUAAGUCAGGGACAGGUUUCUUUGCUUCACAUCCAUGGAGAGGUGAUGAUUAUUCAUCAGUACCAAGUUACAGUGAAUACUCUGAGAGUCCUAAGACUGCCCGUGCUGCGUCUAAGAGCUCUCCAGUUUCACAACUGGAUGAACUUGAGGAAUUUUUCGUGGGUAGGACUCAGAACAGUGUUGACGGAACUGCCAGUGCUCUUGCUGGUGAAGAAAUGAAUACUAACUCUGUUGCUGCUGCAUCUGCUGCUGCAAUGAAGGAGGCUAUGGACAGAGCAGAGGCUAAAUUUAGGCGUGCAAAGGAAGUUCGGGAAAGAGAAUAUGCAAAGGCAGCUAGAACUAAUGUGCAGUUAGAUAAGGAUGAACAGGACAUUCAUGAGAUGCAAGACAGAGAAUUCAAGGAAGACCAAGAGAAGUUAGAGCGUGAACGGCGUCAGCGCGUAAAGGAAGAGGAAGAGAGGGAACAGAGGAGACUUGAAAGGGAGAGGGAACGGGCUAGGCAGGUUGUAGAUAGGGCUACAAGGGAAGCACGUGAAAGGGCAGCAGCUGAGGCACGUGAAAGAGCUGUUGCUGAUGCUCGUAUGAAAGCUGAAAGAGCUGCUGUGGAGAAGGCAGCUGCUGAAGCUCGAGAGCGAGCUGAAAGGGCUGCAGUUCAGAGAGCACAAGCAGAAGCCCGUGAAAGAGCUGCUGCAGAAGCAAGGGAAAGAGCAAAUGCAGAAGCGAGAGAAAGAGAAGUACAAGAAAAAGCUGCUGCUGCCAAGGCUGAGGCUGAGGCACGUCGGCGGGCGGAAAAAGCUGCUGUAGAAAGGGCUGCUGCAGAGGCUCGUGAGAGAGCUGCUGCUGAGGCUCGAGAAAGGGCUGCUGCUGCAUCAAGGGUGAACCAACAAAAGAAUGAUAAUGAUCUUGAAUCAUUCUUUUGUAUGGGUUCUCGAGCAAGCAGUGCUCCAAGGCCAAGGGCAAGUUCUCCUGAUACUAUGUUUGACAUGCAAUUUCAGAACAAGGGAGGCUCUGAAGGGGCAAAAGCAACAUCUUCAUUUAGUGGAGCCACCUCUAACAUGAGGAAAGCAUCGUCAACUACUAAUAUUGUGGAUGAUCUAUCUUCAAUUUUUGGAGCUGCUCCAUCAUCUGGAGAGUUUCAGGAGGUUGAAGGGGAAAGUGAUGAUAGAAGAAGAGCUAGAUUGGAGCGCCAUCAACGCACCCAGGAGCGAGCGGCUAAGGCCUUGGCAGAAAAGAAUCAACGUGAUCUUCAAGUCCAAAGGGAUCAGGAAGAAAGACAUAGAAUUGCCGAGACUUUGGAUACUGAAAUCAAGAGAUGGGCUGCUGGGAAGGAAGGAAAUCUGCGUGCACUUCUUUCAACAUUGCAAUAUGUGCUUUGGCCUGAAUGUGGUUGGCAGCCUGUUUCUUUGACAGAUUUGAUUACCGGUGCCUCUGUCAAAAAAGCAUAUAGAAAGGCUACGCUUUGUAUCCAUCCUGAUAAGGUGCAGCAAAAGGGUGCCACUCUGCAGCAGAAAUAUAUUGCUGAGAAGGUGUUUGACCUUCUUAAGGAAGCAUGGAACAAAUUUAAUUCAGAGGAGCUUUUUUAGAUACAUCAUUCAUUCAUUAGCUUUGAGGGGACUUUUCGGACUACUGCUAGAAUGGUAGAUGUUAUGCACGCACAAUUAAGAGAGAGAUAUAACAGCUCGUGCAUGACCACCUAUUUCCCUUGUUGGUGUUGGAUCUUGCAACUCGAUACUGGAGAGUGGAGACCCCUCUAGCUGCUGAGUUGAAUGAUAAAGUAAAAUAUACACUUGGCUGUAUAUUGAUGUCAAUGUAAAAGGCGGCAUGGGCGCAACUCAUCACAGUUGAAGUGAUAGGUUGGUGCAGAAUAGGAUUGUUCCCAAUCAUCCCAUGCAUCAAUGUCACAUUUGAUUGCCUGCCCACAUGGUGUGCAUCAGAUGAUCAUUUUGUUUCCCCGGGAUUCUUUUUGCUUCUCGUCAAAGUUUCUACUCUACUCUACGUGUUUGUGUUACGAGAUACGCCAAUGCUCUCUAUAUGGAGCAAUGUAUUAUUGUUGAGAUUGAAAGCUAAUACAAAAUGUAGUAGUUUUUCGUAUUUCU